This is a messenger RNA of Betta splendens (Siamese fighting fish), 9143 nucleotides long. It is a transcript of the gene zfyve28, whose product is annotated as zinc finger, FYVE domain containing 28. Lineage: Eukaryota; Metazoa; Chordata; Actinopteri; Anabantiformes; Osphronemidae. The transcript is spliced from 14 exons. The coding region runs from base 4599 to 7619 and encodes 1006 amino acids. Gene Ontology annotation, molecular function: metal ion binding. Gene Ontology annotation, cellular component: early endosome membrane. The record is from RefSeq and is a predicted model, not a curated record. Gene Ontology annotation, biological process: negative regulation of epidermal growth factor-activated receptor activity.
GUUAUUUUUCCAGUGAAUUGUCUGUAAAAUGGAAAAUAAUAAUGUUAUUUUAUUAUUGAAAAAUAAUAAUAUUAUUUUACAUUUGGACUACCACAUUUUGAUAUGCCCAUCAAAACGUGGUAAAACCCAGGCUGGUUGGGUCACUGUAUUGUACCUGUUGUGUCUGGCUAAUAGUCCAAAGUCCGACAACAAUACAUAAUUUGCUAUCACAGAAGAUAAAGAAAUGCAGCACAACGUCACAAUUGAAAGGCGGAAACAUUAAAGGUGAACGUUUAAUUGUUCCGCUGUUCCAGCUCUGAAGCCUUUUGAUUUUGUUCCUUGCAGAUAUCACCGUAUCAGAUAAAUUGGUAUUAAUAACAGAACAUAUCAAAUAAGCAGGUGCAUUCAUCACCCUCAAAGCUUGUAAUGCAUGUAGUGUAAUUUCUUAAAUCAAGCUCAGAGUGUGGAAACAUGCCUGACACAGCAGAGCAGGUACUGAAGGCUUGGUUUCCUUGUUAAAUGAAGAAUUUAUUAUAUGCCAACUGCAGCACUAUUUAGGAUGAGUAAGCGUGAAUAUUUCUCCAGGGCCGAAUUUCUAGUUAACCUUUAAGUUUUAGUAUAAAAAAAUUGUAAACUGGCUAUUGCAUGAAGUUGUAUCAAAUAAAAACGCUAGUGUUUGAUGCCUGUAGUAGAGUUACUGUACUGUGAGAGUACAAGUAGUAGUUUAUAAAAGAAAUAGAUAGAAAUACCACAGGCGGCCUUUUAAACAAGUUGUUGACGUUGGUGCAGUCAGGUUGUGUUUCUUGGAAUAGUUAAUCAGUUUUCUUUUUUUUACUUUCAAAGUUUGGCAGUGUUUGUGAUGACAGGCGGCAGCUAACCCGUCCUAUCAACUGUAAUUGGAGCAUUUGCAUCAGUGAUGUCUCACAAGGCUUGGAUGAUUACAUGUUACUCAGCUGCUCUUUAACACGUGAACACACGUGCGUCAUUCCUCUUUUCUUUUCUUGACCACAUUUGCUGUGGCAGCGUUUUCGUGGCCCAUUGUUGGGGUUAGCCCUAAGUGUUGGGGUUCACCACAGUAUUGUCACAUUCGCCAAUGACUGCUGAAGUGCUGAGCUGUUACAUCGGUGCCUUUGCUGCCAAAUCCAAACCAUGGUAGGAAUUAACAGAAUUACACACAAGGCUGUGGGAUUUAAAUGACCAGUUCUGCCUCAAAGCAGUGAAAGAAAUGUGCUAAAAGCCUCUGUAAUUAUGCCAAUCAGUAUGAAAGGACAGUAAUGAAUGGAGAGCUCUGAUCAUUUUAUGCUCCAGCUACUGAACAGCAGCUAAACCAACAAGGGGUUUGUUUUUGUUCUGAGAGAAAAUAUUUCGUUUGUAAUUAAAUCCUGUGGCCAACAAACACGUUUGUUGCCUUUUGUUUGUGCUCACUAUGUAGCGUUUUCAUAUCAUUUUUCAUAAACAGUAAGCCAUUUAUUAUUGAACUAUGGGCUUCUGGAGAUAGAAAAGUGUUGAUUCAGCACGUUCCCAUGACUGACUAUUGAUAUUUCCGGAGCUGCUCUUUACCUCCACAGAUAAGUCCCACUGAGGAGGACUUCCUUUGGCCUCUGCUGCACACUACCCUCAGUGUGCGCCUCAGUCUGGGACAUAACGUACCUGUCUGUUCUCCCUGUCGCCACAGUGAAACAGUGGAUUGUCCUGAUCUUGUGUUAAGACAACGGUAAUGACAGUCAGCUCAUCCAAAGUAGUGUUAGAUGCCAAUACGGAACGUUUUCUACAUUCUUUCCAGUGAGCAGAAGUUGUCCAGCUGGGUUUUUAGGUGAAUUGUUUCUUAAUUUCCCCAAAUAUUGGCAGAAUCAUCGUCAGACUCGUUCUGGGUGUUUUAUAUGACUGGUGAUUAGUUGAACUUUGGAACACGGUUCAGAUGGUUUUACGUAAUUACAGAGCCAACAGAAAGGGAGAAGCAUUUAUGUGAAUGAGCUUUGUUGCCCGUAACUGCAUUCCAGAAUAAAGAGGAAACCUGGCUCAGGUUACCACAGAGCCACGAUGGCCACUGUUCCCUCACGUCUCAUUCAUCAGCAGCUUCACUGAGGGAGUGGGGGGGAUGUCUGGACCUCUCUCACCUCCUCUAUUCCUCUCUUGGUUGUUAUUCCAACCAGCUUUGAGGAUCUGACCUUCAGCUCCUCACCUCAUCUGUCAGUAUGAUGGGCUCAUAGCUUCUGUCAAGCUGGGCAUGCUCACUUAUUUGACCUGUACAACCAUUAAAUUACAGUUAGUGCUGUUUUUCAUGGGAGCCCUUUACACUUUACAUGUCACUACAUUCUGUACUUAAUAUUGUAUUUAUUUAUAGUCAUAGUAGAACUUGAAUAUACAUCUAACAUGGAAAACAGCCACUUGAAUAUGGUGGGAAAUAAGAAGUCUGACUUAAAUGCACAACUCUAACAUCUUAAUGUUAUAUAAAUAUGUACAUUUUGGCUGACACCUUUUUAUUUUUUAAUGUAUAUAGAUCUUAGUGUAAAAAUUCCCAAACUGACAGAUUGAAGGUUGUAAAAGAAGAAGCUUCCAAGUGGUUGAAUAUUUUCUAAAUGCACAAUAUCAUAUUUGAAAUAAUAUGAAAUUAUUAUUCCAAUUUGUCUGCUUAACACUUGUUCUCUAAGUUUAACACUUUAUAUUAAAACAAAAAAAACAUUAUUUGCGCAAUUGAGGUGCAAGGCAUUGGAGUCACAAGUCGCUGCUAAUCUUCCAUUAAAGGUGAUUCAGAGAUGUUUGACUGUCAGAAAGCAGCGCAUCGGCUGCUGACAACUGACGGCUUCCACAAAGCAACACGUUUUUAUUUAUCGUCCACUCAUCCAUAGGAGACAGUUUUCCUUUUGUUGCCAGCUAUGUGGGCCCUGCUUAAAAUUCCUCGGUUAAAUUUUGUGAGGAAAUGUACCCGGCGAUGACACAUGGGUACAACAGCAGCCGUAGGUUUGAACGUCUUAUUACGACUCGCAGAAGGAGGCGGCAGGAUUGUCGCAUUCUUGUUUUCCCGUCCUUGUUAACAAUUUGCACAGCUUCUGUUAGUCUUUCAGAUUGUGUUGGGUGAUUUCUCCGCCUAUACGCCGUUAUGAGUACAUCUCACUUGUCCUGCCUACACAUUUCCUUGUGUGUCUUUUACCCCAUCACAAUAAGACGUGCGGGAAAUGGGACUGAGACAAGAUGUUCUUUAGAAAGAUGCAUCUGCUUCUGAUGACUGCAGCUGGAUCAUUCAGCAUUUUGUACUUUUCCAUAUACCUGCUGCCAGUUGGGGUGCGUUACAUUGUCAGCCAAGCAUUUUUAGUUUGCCAUGUAGCUGUUUUCAGAUAGUUUGGCAGUCAUCUGCAGAUUCACGUAAGAAGAUGGAUCAGAAUUGUAAUAAUAAGAAUAAAUAAUAAGAUGUGUCCUAUAAAGGACUUUAAUGCUUUUUGAUGCUUUUUUAUUUGCUAUGUUUCUCUACUCUGGUUGGAUUGUGACUAUUGAUCAGAGCAAAACAGCUGAGAGGUGGUGAAGUAAUUAGGGACUCUGUUGGUUCUGCACAACUGGCCCUCAGUUAACAAACUGCUGAGCAAUGGCCGGCGAGGGCUCAUAUUCAGGCCUGCUUCUGGAGUUGGAGGUGGAUGUCCCAUUUUGCUUACACUCCAGCCACGAGGUAAUUGAUUUGGUGUCAGGCGCCGGGAUGUAGAGAGCUGACACUGGUGUAGAUCAAGACAGGCCAGGCGAAAUUCUGUGCAGGACCGGGGAGACGGGUCCCACCGGCCUCGGUGCGGGGAGGCGAUGAUGGAAGGGAGCAAAGGAGCAGCCGCCACCGUGGUGGGGAUUGGAUUGGAGACUAGAUGGCAUUUAGCUUCUGUUUAUGGAUGGGUUUAUUUAUUGGUGCUGCUUAUUUUCCUACAAUGGUUCAGUCGCCAGUGGUGCACAGGAACGGUGUCUUCAAGGCGGUUAAGCUCCACCGACAGCUUUAGAAUUGCGGCUGUUCGGUUUUCAUGGCGUCACCUGGGACCGCCUGCUCUCAGUCGCUGCACAUGGCAGUGAAAGGAGUGUGGUGAUGAACCUGUGUGAGGGGGUUCUCGUCUCCACUGGUCUGCAGUGGACAGAGUACACUCUGUUUGUUUUUCCUGUGUGGCUCUGAUUCAACCAUCAGGUCUGUUUUGUGUAACCAGAUUAUUCCUUGCAUAAGAAUGUCCCCGCAGUUGCAGAGAUGAUGGCGUUGUUGUCAGGGGAUCCUGGACGUGCCGCGCUGGGUAACGGAGGCCUGGUGUGAUUAAGCGUGUGCCAGGUGCGUUCACAGGUCAUUGCCCAGUCAAAUGCCAGAUUAGGGCAAACGGGCAGAUAAUGCCAUCAGUCCAGACGGGCACAUCACUGAACUGAAUUAAUUUUGUGGAUCCAAAACCCAUCAGCGGUGAUUGAUUAGUGGCGAAGAUUAAAUUCAUUCAUACAUUGAAUGAACAACGCUAAAUAUAACUGGUGGUUUUAAAAUGAAACACAGUGAUUGUGUGAUUGUGAGAGUUUAAUAGUUAAUGCCACACGUCACAUUGGUGCUUUUUACUGCUGCAGAGAAGGACCCAGGGAGGGAAGAAAGCCCUGAUGCAAGCUAGACACGAAAGGAUAUGACUCGACACAAGUGGAUCUGCUGGAGCGCAGCACCGCAUUCUGAGAAACACUCUGCCAAACUUAAUAGGACGGACCCUCAGCUUCUGGCCCAGUUCUACUAUGCCGAUGAAGAGCUGAACCAGGUGGCCACUGAGCUGGACAGCCUCGAUGGAAGGAAGGACCCUCAGAGAUGUACCCUGCUGGUCAACCAGUUCCGGUCCUGUCAGGACAAUGUGCUCAACAUUAUCAAUCAGAUCAUGGAUGAGUGUAUCCCCAGCGACCGGGCCAACAGAGACUUCUGCGUCAAGUUCCCCGAGGAGAUUCGUCAUGACAACUUGGCAGGACAGCUGUGGUUUGGAGCUGAGUGUUUGGCUGCUGGCUCCAUCAUCAUGAACAGGGAGAUAGAGAGUAUUGCUAUGAGACCUUUGGCUAAGGAUCUCACUCGCAGCCUGGAGGAGGUACGCAACAUCACCAGAGACCAGGCCCUGAGAGACCUCAACUUGUACACAGACCGCAUGAAGGACGCAUUGCGACAUUUCGACAUCCUUUUUGCUGAGUUUGAGCUCAGCUAUGUGUCAGCCAUGGUGCCUGUGAAGUCUCCCAAAGAAUACUAUGUGCAGCAGGAGGUGAUAGUCCUGUUCUGUGAAACAGUGGAGAGGGCCCUGAAGCUGGCCUACCUCACGCAAGACAUGAUCGAUGACUAUGAACCUGCGCUGAUGUUUACAAUUCCCAGACUAGCCAUCGUGUGUGGCCUGGUUGUGUAUUCAGAGGGACCUCUCAACCUAGACCAAAAAUCAGAAGACAUGUCUGAGCUCUUCCGGCCUUUCCGCACUUUAUUAAAGAAAAUCAGAGACUUACUGCAGACUCUGACUGAAGAGGAGUUGAUGACUCUGGAGAGGAACCUCUGUAUCUCUCAGGAUGGGGAAUUACCCACAGGCCAGGAGCUGGCUGCAAACAGCGUCCCAGCACCAGUCCAGGAGGAUCACACGUCCUGCAGCACUAGUACCGACUCCACCAAAGCAGAGAGCGAGGGCGAGGGCGAGCAAGGGCACCUGGCUCUGUACGUCUGCUCCAGCCAGCAGGACGAGUUAGAAGUGGAGAAGGGCUGGGAGGAGGUGGAGACCGAGAGGGGGGAGGAGGAGCAGGAGCAGGGCCUUCUGUGCGAGGAGGCAGAGGAGGCUGAGCUGGCCUGCUCCAUGCAGUACGACGAGGAGGAGCUGGAGCAGCUCAACAUGAUGGUUUACCGUGUGGGAGACGAGAUGUCCACUCUGCUCUCGCCUCCCAGCCAGGGACAGUCCCCAGCUCGCAACCCCAGCAAAGGAGAGGCAGGAGGCUCCAGUGGGGCUUCCAGUACUGAGGCCUCACCCCGCAGACUCUUGGCAAGCCAGGGAAGGAAAGGAAUCUAUGUGGAGGAGGAGGACAGAGUCUUCUUCAUGGAGGACCUGGAUGCAGCCGGAGACGGCAUCACCAGCAUAUCGAGGGAGGCUUCGGGUUGUGUGUCUUUUCCUGCUAAAGCACCAGGACCCAGGCCCCACCCUGUUAGGAAUGGCUGGUACGCCGAGUCCCCAUCAGAGCGGCCGUGCCAAAACACACGCUGUCCCAAUGUAAAGUGCCCAACGUGCAGCUCAGCCACUGGGCCUGACCCUCUGCCUUACUCCAACGGGUGGGAGCUGGGCCUGGAGGGCACGGCGGCCGAAAACGCCGAGGUCAUCGCCCACCGCAUGGGCGGCAUGAAGCUGUCCGCCACCGUCAUCUUCAACCCCCGCUCCCCGAGCUUGACUGAGCUGGCAGUGGACAAGUUGCUCCUGCCGAGACCCACUCCGUCUGAGAUUGAGCCCUGUGGCCCUCUGGUGGCCACUCACUGCCUGCUCAACUCCUGCGUCUGCUGCGGGAGCUGCGAGGACGGCCACGAGGACGCCGCCUCCACGGAGGCCAACGGCCUCGCCAAGCGCUGUAUGACGGCGGCGCCGAGCAGCGUCAUCCAGUCCGCCGCCUGCCGCCUGCCCCCGCGGGGUCAUGACCCCCGCGGUAAGGGUGACCUCACCGCGGCGACCCCGCCGGCGUCCUGCAACUCCGCCGAGCAGCUGGAGGAGGCCUCGAACCAGCAGCUGUGCGAGAUGUGCCUGGCGGUGGCUACGGGGCCGCGGCAUCACGCUCCGGACUGUAGCGCCAACGUAGCCUCUAUAUGCAACCACCAGCUGAGCGAGGAAAAGAAGCAGCAGGACGGCGGAGGCCGGCAGAGGGACAAGGAAGCGGAUAAAGACAAAGCAGAAGCUAAAGACUUAAAGAAGGACGCCAAAGAGGACGGCAGGAGGAGCUCCAGUUUCCAGAACUCCCCUCUCAGCUCUGUGUCAGGUAGUGACUGUGAGAGUGUGUCGGUCACAACAUGUAGUCUGUCGAGCAGUGCGUACACUCCCAGUCCUGUGAGCAGUCUGACCCCCAGUUCAGGAAUGUCAGAAGACCUGGACCAUCAGGACAUCCAGUCAGCCCUGCAAGACGCCAAGGUAGCAGCCAGAAACCGGAUCCGAUCGCGCUUCCACAGCAGCAGCGACCUCAUUCACCGACUCUUUGUUUGCAUAUCAGGAGUCGCUGAUCAGCUGCAGACAAACUACGCCAGUGACCUUCGCAGCAUCCUCAAAACUCUGUUUGAAGUCAUGGCAACCAAGUGUGAUCAGGGAGACAACGAUAAACAAAAGAAGGGUCCUGUUCUGCGUAGUGCUGUGCUGGAGGACUGUGCUCUCUGUCAGGAAACCAUUUCCUCAUCGGAAUUGGCAGCCAAAGCUCGGGAGGGCCAUUUCGAAGACCCUCCUGACUGGGUCCCUGACGAAGCCUGUAACUCCUGCAUCGCUUGCAAGGCUCCCUUCACUGUCAUCCGGCGAAAGCACCACUGCAGAAGCUGUGGAAAGAUCUUCUGCUCUCGCUGCUCCUCUCACUCUGCUCCGUUGCCCCGAUAUGGCCAGGUGAAGCCUGUCAGGGUGUGCACACACUGCUACAUGUUCCAUGUUACGCCGUUCUACAGUGACAAGCCUGGCAUCUGAUCCCAGAUUAUUACCAGAAGCACAUAACAAGAGCAUAUGCAACCGAUUGAUUCAUGGCUCCAUACAAAGCACUCGCCACGCUGCUCUGUUAAAGCGCAAUGACUGUCAUCGUACCGGCUCCACAAUGAGGCCUUGACAGGUCCCUGAGCAAAGAGAGCAAACCCGCAGCCACAGAGUGACCAUGAGAUUGGUUCCCAUGAUGUCUGUGACCAGCUAACACACACACAUACGCACGCACGCACGCACGCACCUGUCUGGCUGUAGAGGUGCAAAGGAAACGGGACAUGAAUGAUCGUGUGUGUAGCAGUUCGCGCCACAUCAGAACGUGCCACCUUGUUCCUUUUGUGUCACUGAACGGACUUUCUUGCUGUGCUUUAGCGAGCUUCCUACAUCUGUGCCAGAGGUCCUAUGGGACUCGGAUUACUUUAAAGAAUGUAAGUCAUGAAAACCAUGUAAAUACGGAUAACCUUGGAAAGAGCUACAUUACAAUGUCUUCGUUUGCAUAUGGGGACUGGCCUGCAGUCCUCAGUGGGCUACAAACCCCAGUAAAGCAAAAAUGGAAAAACAACCUUUAUUUGAACAGUUCUUCAUUCUUUUGAAGCGGUGAAUGUGUAAUUUAGCCACUUCAGGAGAUGAGAUGAGGCUCCAAAAGGCUGACCUUCCAGCUCCUGGUGGCUGUGAAUUCACAGUUGCAACAUGCUGCAAACCGAGAAAGAUAAAAAGGAUUCCUGUCAAGUCCUAAAGGCUCCCUAGUGCAGAAUUGUUCCCAUCACUGGGGUUUGUAAAAUGAGUUUUAUAUCAGAGGCCUUGUCAGGUUCUGGCCCACAGACCACUUUGCCCACCGCUUUCUCUUACUUGCAGUUGUUACGAUGCAAUAUUGUGAUUUUGGUUUGCAACGGUCCCUCAGUAACAAGCCUCUGUUAUUUGGAGUGUCGGUGGAUCUGUGUUUACACUUAAUUAUUUCCACGUAGGCUCUUGUGGGACCAUCGGACAGGAACAGAUAUUUGUCAGACUAAUGCUGAUCGCAUCUCACUUCCUUUUUAGCUCCUCACUCCGCUUCCAUUCCUUGAACAUACAGGAAGUAUCUUCCAUGCCCAUAUUUCAGCAUAUGACAGUUUAUCUGAAUGAUCUUACAUGGCCAGUCGACACAUGGACCGGAACAACAACAAUGAAAUAACACAUUUUGUCCAUUCUGCUCAGCAAUUUCUCAGGCAUUACAUAAUCACAGUCACUCUACGGUUGGAUCAAUCUUAUUUUCAUCCAAGAACAUAUGAACUCACUUUGAAAAGGUACAUUUUUCUUUUAUAAAGAACGGAAAUAAUUUAUGAAGCUAUAAUGACAUUUAUGUAAAUAAACAAGGAAUCAUGUAGUAAUUAAAGUUUGGGAUAUUCUAUUAUUUCAGAGCUUUGUCUUAUUUUGUAAAAUCCUGGUACAUUUCCAUGAUAAGAGCUGUAAAAUAUUAAAUAAUGUAAUAUAGUUUUAAAUGCCAUGUAUAUUUAAAUAAAUUACUUUUUCCUGUUUGAA